Neurospora hispaniola is the source of this 1573-nucleotide messenger RNA. RefSeq lists its product as uncharacterized. The coding region runs from base 94 to 1443 and encodes 449 amino acids. NCBI's taxonomy places the organism in Eukaryota, Fungi, Ascomycota, Sordariomycetes, Sordariales, Sordariaceae. The record is from RefSeq and is a predicted model, not a curated record. The transcript is spliced from 2 exons.
CUAUUGCCGCCUCGGAUACCACUUGUGAUCACGAUACAAGUUAACAACACCCACAGUCAUCGAAAUCUCUAUCAGGAUUACAAGUACCUAGCCAUGACACCAAAAUCUGUGCUCUACCGUCUAAUCACGGACGAGCCCGACUACGAGGGCAUCGUCAACAAUUUCAUCGAUCAUGUGCGAUGUCGACCGGAGGAGAGUCAAGCCAGAGGACAAUCUGUCCCCUCCCUUACCCCACUGCCUGAUUUCGAGUGGCUUUCUCUAAAUCACACAAACCAACCGUCCAGCUUGGCCCACUCGGUCAGAGAUGGAAAGCUUCGCGAGCGAUUUUCCCUCUUUCCAAUGCUGCCGGCCGAGCUCCGACAAAAGAUCUGGAAGAUGUCGGUUGAUCCAGUUCUGGUCACCGGUUACCUCACAGCCCCUCGAGGUCUGAUCAGCAAUUUCGUGUUUCUAAGCAACUACAACGGUCCCGGAAACCGCUUGUUCCUGGGGACUCGAGACCACUACCGGGGAAUUAGACUCUUCCAAAUCAACAGGGAGAGCCGCGAGUUGGCUUUCGUGUACUGGGGAAGCCCGCUUCCUUCGUCGCAAAGGGAGCUUCCCACCUAUCUAUUCAACUCAUACACCGACACCAUGGCUAUUCAGCUGAGCUACUCCCACCGCUCUCGUAACAGAAAUAGUCGCUCCGAGAUCAUCUACGAGUCUUCACCCUGGCAGGGAAUAGGUCGACCCAACGUCGCUUCCCUGGCGCCUACUGCCAUGCUGAGCCGGAUUCACCGAAUCCAGCUCCAGCUCGACCGCGUCGAGGACCUGCAACCCGGCGGCUAUGACUGGACCAGCCCCGGCGCAACCAACCCAUUCACCUUUCUCUUCCAUUUCCCCAACCUCCGCCACCUCAGCUUCGUCUUCCGCCGCCCCCGACUCAUCGACAUUCCGCAAACCACAGAAGGAAUAACCGUAAUCAGUGAAAAUUGUGUCUUGCCCGUCACGGAAGCCGUCAAGCUCUACGACUACUACCACCUCGAGACCAUCCAGUGUCUUCACAGCUUUGUCCGCCUCUUCCAGGACCGCAGCACGCAAGACGAAGUCAAGACGGCGCUGCGCAACCUCCGCACCAUCAGCAUCACGGCCAAUCCGAUGUCCCUGAGACUCGAUCCAUAUUGGCUUCCCAACCGGCACAUGCACGCACGCAUAGCCAAGAUCCCCAAGGGCGUGUCGCCGCUUGCUUGUGCGAAUGACAAUAACAGUUUGGAGGUGGUGAGCCCGGAUGUCCCUGGUAACCUAGGCUCAAAUGGGUCCAUGCUUGAGGUCAAUGAUCUGGUUUGGACUGUUUAUAACGCCAUGGAAUCGGCGUUAGCCGAGCCCGGACCCGGGGGCGUCACUGUCCCUCUGGAAGACCAAGAUGGGUUUACCUCCUCCGCAUCCCCUGAUCUCGGUAUGUCCUAAUUUCAUAAAAGGGUUGAUGAGUAAAAGGGGGGGGGAUACUGACCGCUGGAAAUUCGUUAGAAGAUUGAACUGAAGCAGAGCACAGAGAGAGGUCUCCUGAAAUAUCUGUUCAGGGUUGAGAGCGUGAGUC